This is a messenger RNA of Pantherophis guttatus, 3642 nucleotides long. RefSeq lists its product as uncharacterized. NCBI's taxonomy places the organism in Eukaryota, Metazoa, Chordata, Lepidosauria, Squamata, Colubridae. The record is from RefSeq and is a predicted model, not a curated record.
AGUUCGAAUCCUUAGUACAGGUCUCCUGCGUGAGCAGGGGGUUGGACUAAAUGACCUCCAAGGUCCCUUCCAACUCUGUUACUAUUGCUGCCUUGGUGUGACAUGAACAUGAACAAAAACAACUUGAGACAGCCUGGCCUUCUCCACCCGCAAGGCUGAAACCACACCGUGGCUGGCUGGAGAUGAUUAAAAAAUUGUGUGUUCCUCCUUUGACUCACAAGAGGAAAACCAAACUGCCACCAAGAAGCGAUAACCUUUUCAGAGGGCUAAUUUUGGCCACUUGUUCAAAAAUGCUUCCCUCCUUCUUGAGUGGAAUUAAUGAUGGUAAAAGGCAUUGCCAAACAUCCAAACAAGGUGCAAAUAUGAAGUUUGCUCUCCUGAAUGUAUUGGUGGAAAUAAUUCUCCUGAGGAAAGGACAAGGUAACGAAGCUACCGAGGGGUCAUCUUGGAUCUUGGAGGUGAAGGAAUAUGCCAUCUUGGUGAAAAAGCUCAUUCAUGAACCUGGGGAGGAGGCCUCCAUUCCCUGUGAAGAGGUGGGCUAUCAAACACAUUUGUUUUGGCUCCCUCUGAAUCCCAAAUGUGCGAACACCAGCACAGAAAGAGUGGAAAUAAACUGGAAUCCCGCCAGGAAUGAAGUAAUUCCUCUUCGGUUCGACCAGCGCCUGGUUUACCAGCCUCCACAAUUACUAAUCCUUAAGAACCUCAUCAUGAGUGAUUCGGGGAUUUACAUCUGUCGCUUAUCCAAUGGUUCAGAAACUCACACCAUCCUGGAGGUGACUACAGGCUGCCACAACAAUAUCUUGGUCUCCUCCCACUGGCUCAGUAUCUCCUAUUUGCGGCUCACAUGCCAACUUUGCAAUAACCGGAAUACGGACAGUUUCCGAUGGCUGUUCAACUCCAAGCGACUAGGCAACCACCGUUGGGCUAAGAAAAGCAACAUGGGCUCUUCGGUAUUAUUACAUCCCAUCAGGGAUAAGAUAUGGGGACGCUGGGAGUGCCAGUCUAUUUUCAAUCCUGAGUGGAGUUCUGAAAUUUGCUUGAGUUCACCCAUUGGAGAGACGGAUGAAAUUCCUGAAUAUAUCGAUUCUACUCAGCCCACCUGGUCAGCAUUAUCUGAUUGGUCAAGUCCUGCUACCAUUCAGACGACCGAAGUUGUGCAGAGACACCAUGCUGUGGAUAGAACUGCUACCUGGAUUUGGAUGCUGCUGUUAGCUGGUCUGGCUCUGAUCAUAGCUGCCCUGAGUGUGACCUUAUAUUUUUGGAAAAAAGAUUUUUCAAACAGGGCGACUGGUGAAAGAAUGGAGCAUACAGAUUUUGCUUCUGCGAGAAAUCCCAUCAGAAAGGAGAAAAUAGGCAAACAAGAGAGUUUGGAUGAGAGAUCGGCUUCCCUUUAUUAUGCUCAGCUGCAACUUCUCCAAGGAAAAUCUCCCCCCGUUCAGACUCCAGACAAUGCCACAGUAUAUGCUGUGAUCGUUUGAUGUUAUCUUUCAUCCCUUCCUACAUGCACUUGAAGUCUGCAUCUUUUACCUGACUGUAUUGUUACCUGUUAAGCUUCAGUUGGGUUCUGCUUCUAACAGCAGGGUAUAGAGCCCAUCAGGCACAGAACCUAGCAGGUUUUCCCAGCUCCAAGUAUUGAACGAGCAUGUUCCUUGACUACAUGUUUCCUUGCAGAAGGGUGGGACAAGAUAUAGUUGAGCCGUGGUGGCACAGUGGUUAGAGUACUGCAGGCUACUUCUGCUGCCUGCCGGCUGCCUGCAAUUCAGCAGUUCAAAUCUCACCUGGCUCAAGGUUGAAUUCAGCCUUCCAUCCUUCCGAGGUGGGUAAAAUGAGGACCCAGAUUGUUUGGGGGGCAAUAGGCUGACUCUGUAAACUGCUUAGAGAGGGCUGUAAAAGCACUGUAAAGCGAUAUAUAAGUCUAAGCGCUAUUGCUAUAAGACAUAGUAAAGUAUUUAAUUUGUUUAAUUAUGGGAUAUUUUUAAAAUUUAGCCAAAUUGUUUAAUCUGUUUUAAUCUAUUUUAAAUUUUGUAUCUCUGUGUUUUAUCUUUUGGCUGUUCACCGCCCUGAGUCCUUCGGGAGAAGGGCGGUAUAGAAAUUUAAUAAAAUAAAAUAAAAUAAAUAUUAGUACUACCUUUGGAAGGGUGGGUUACAGCAAGCUUGAGAACUACAAUAUCCAUUUUGGCACGCCUAACAAAAUUUAUGCCCAUGCAGCAACACCAAAGUGCAAGGAGAUAAUAUCACCCCCUUCUUUCUUGGGACCUGUUCAGAGGUGGUAUUCAGCCGGUUCGGACUGGUUUGGGCGAAUCCACCCCAGCGUAAUGCUUUCCUAUUUAGCCAAGUUUUCAAAGCUGGGCGCAUGUGCGGAAGGUGUGCGUGCAAAGUGCAUGCACGGAAGGCUGGCACGUACACGGAAGGCACACACGUGCAACAAACCAGUGGUAAGAAUAUUGGAAACCCAUCCCUGGGCCUGUUAAUAGAAACCUCCUUAUGUACAUGUAUCCAAACUAUAUGCAAAAUAGCUCUACAGCUAGUUCUUGAGAUGUCCUUAGACAACAAGGGCAUUUUUGCCAAAAGCCGAAACAAAACAGAGAAAAGCUUUCUCCUCUUGUCUUGGAGUUGAAUCAUGGCAAUUGGACUUUUCUUUUCCUUUUUUGUUUGUUUGUUUAUUUGAAAUGUUUCCCUGCUUAUCCAAGUAGCUUCUUCAGUCUGAGCAACCCGUUCCCUAGAGAUGGGUUUCAGCAGGUUCUGACCAAUUCUGGAGAACCGGUAGCGGAACUUUUGAGUAGUUCGGAGAAUAGGUAGUAAAAAUUCUGACUGGCCCUGCCCCCAUCUAUUCUCUGCCUCCCGAGUACCAGCUGAUUGGGAGGAAAUGGGGAUUUUGUAGUAACCUUCCCCUGGAGUGGGGUGGGAAUGGAGAUUUUACAGUAUCCUUCCCCUGCCACGCCCACCAAGCCAUGCCACACCCACCAAGCCACACCCACAGAACCAGUAGUAAAAAUUUUUUGAAACCCACCACUGCCAUUCCCCCUAGCCAACUUACUCAGACUGAGGAAGCUACUUGGAUAAGCAGUGAAACGUUUCAAACCAACAGGAAAAGAAGUCCAGUUUCCAUAACUCAACUUCCAGACAUCUCUACCUGGAGGACUUGAGAAUCUUCAUUGCCACGUUUCUCUUUUUGGUUCCCGCCUUAUCAUGGCGGCACAGUGGUUAGAAUGCAGUACUGCAGGCUAUUUCUGCUGACUGCCAGCUGCCUGCAGUUUGGCAGCUCGAAUCCCACCAGGCUCAAGGUUGAACUCAGUCUUCCGUCCUUCCGAGGUUGGUAAAAUGAGGACCCAGAUUGUUUGGGGGCAAAUAUGCUGACUCUGUAAAACCGCUUAGAGAGGGCUUGUAAAGCACUGUGAAGCGGUAUAUAAGUGCUAUUGCUAUUGCUACUUUCCUACAACCACAGAGAUUGAAAUGUACUUGGGGCUCCUGUAUUUUUAUCACCUUGUAAAUUUAAUGUAAAUUUAUGAUUGCAGCAGAAAAACAGAAAUCAUUUCUAAUGUAGCGGUAUAAACAUAAUAAAUAUCCAGUACCAGCCACGGAUUCCUGGGAAUUGAGAUCUUUCUUUCCUUCCUGUAUAUGUUGUUGAUUUACAAAAUACAC